Pneumocystis jirovecii RU7 is the source of this 1185-nucleotide messenger RNA. RefSeq lists its product as uncharacterized. The record is from RefSeq and is a predicted model, not a curated record. Gene Ontology annotation, biological process: mitochondrial magnesium ion transmembrane transport. The transcript is spliced from 7 exons. Lineage: Eukaryota; Fungi; Ascomycota; Pneumocystomycetes; Pneumocystales; Pneumocystaceae. Gene Ontology annotation, molecular function: magnesium ion transmembrane transporter activity. Gene Ontology annotation, cellular component: mitochondrial inner membrane. The coding region runs from base 1 to 1185 and encodes 394 amino acids.
AUGAAAAAAAUACUAUUUGUACGUAAUACAUUUCAACACACAGCAAAUUCAGUGCAGAUUGUACAAACACGGAAAUAUUCAUCUGAAUUCAAAUCAAACACCUUUUUUAAAAAGGCAUUACCAAUUCAUUUAGAAAGUCAAGAAUUAAGCAGCCGACAUGUUCUUGAAAAAGCACUCAAACCACAUAAAACAAAUGAAAUUCUUAUCAAGUGCACAGAGUUUGAUGCGUCGGGUGGAGUUAAAGUUGUGUCAGGCGAAUUUAAAAAAGCAGAUUUAUGCAGUAAACAUGGAUUGCUGCCAAGAGAUUUACGAAAAAUAGAUACAGGAAUCCAAUCACUUGUACCUUCAAUUUUAGUACGAAAAAGUUCUAUUUUGAUUAACUUAUUACAUAUUCGUGCACUGCUUAAAGCUGAUGCAGUAUUAUUAUUUAAUGUAUAUGGAAGCACAGACACACAUACGCAAAGCGUAUUUAUGUAUGAUUUAGAAGGAAAAUUACGACAGGGAAGCAAAGCAAUGGGAGGUUUGCCAUAUGAAUUUAGAGCAUUAGAAGCUAUUCUCAUCAGUGUUUCUACGGCUCUGAAUGCAGAAAUGAAAUUCCUUAAUUCACUUGUAAAAGAAGUGUUAUUACAACUUGAAGAAGAUAUAAAUCGUGAACGUAUCAGAAAUCUAUUAAUUUAUUCGAAAAAAGUGUCUGCAUUUGCACAAAAAGUUACAUUAAUACGAAACGCAUUAAAUGAAAUUUUAGAUCAAGGCAUAACGCUUUAUUAUAUUGAUUUUUUUGGAAAAAUACGUCCACUUAAUCAACACGAUGAAAUUGAACUAUUACUUGAAUCAUAUUUAAAACAGACUGACGAAAUUGUCCAAUCUGUAAAUAAUCUAGUUUCAAAUAUUAAAAACACCGAAGAAAUUGUCAAUAUUGUUCUUGAUGCAAACAGAAAUUCACUAAUGUUGAUGGAAUUAAAGGUAUCUAUAUUAACGUUAGCUGUUAGUUCAGGUGCCAUUAUUUCUGGACUAUUGGGUAUGAAUCUAAAGAAUUUUAUGGAGCAUUUACCAUAUGCAUUUGCCGGUAUAUCAUCUCUUGUAUUUACCAUUGCAACUAUUGUCGGAAUUUUUGGUUUAAAAAAAAUCAAAAAAAUUCAAAGACUUACAUUAUGGGGAAAAGAUCAUAUGAUUGUUAAACGAUAA